This is a messenger RNA of Fusarium keratoplasticum, 2967 nucleotides long. RefSeq names its product Zn(2)-C6 fungal-type domain-containing protein. Gene Ontology annotation, molecular function: DNA binding; DNA-binding transcription factor activity, RNA polymerase II-specific; zinc ion binding. Bases 1 to 2967 code for a protein of 988 amino acids. The transcript is spliced from 3 exons. Gene Ontology annotation, biological process: DNA-templated transcription; regulation of DNA-templated transcription. Lineage: Eukaryota; Fungi; Ascomycota; Sordariomycetes; Hypocreales; Nectriaceae. The record is from RefSeq and is a predicted model, not a curated record.
AUGACCCCUUCUGGCGACGCAAAGAAGGCUGCCGGCAAAGAUGUGGGGGACAUCAUGGGCCAAGAGAAUGUCGCCCCCAAGAGCCAGCCAGCCCGCCAACCCAGCAAACAGCAAGUACGCCAUCGCGCUUCUGUCGCUUGUGCCUCAUGUCGUGACCGAAGAAUCCGAUGCGUAGUUCCGAAGGACCAAACCACGUGCACAGCAUGUCAGAAGACGGGCGCCGAAUGCAUCAUCAAGAACGAUGACGAGAGGAGACGGCCUAUCUCCAAGGCAUACAUGUCCUCUCUAUCAGACCGAAUUUCCAUGCUAGAGGGCAUGCUGCUGGAAAAGGGGGUUGUGCCGCCUCCUGCGUCUCAUCCCCCCAAAUCAAGGCACGAGCCUUCAGGUGGGCAACCAGAAGACACUGUCCCGGCGGCGAGCAACCAAAGCUCGCUACCAAAGCCAGAGAGGGCGUCACCAUGGCACAGCAUUCCUUCACCAUCAGACUCCCGCAAUGAAGACUACAUGGCUGCUGGAAGUGACCACGAUGACGGAAAUCUAUCGACUAUCAUCAAAGAGGAGUCACCGAUACGGAUCCUGGACCCACAGCAGGAAGACAUCAUUCACCGUCUGCUCUCUACCAAGGGGAAUCUGUCUUUCGAUCAAAUAUCUGGAGGACUACGCUUCUUUGGUCCCACCGCCAACAGCCACGUGUAUGCUGGGUCCUCAGAUCAUUAUGAUACUCGUGAGCCUCCAGAGCAGGUCCGACAAGCAGAAGGCAUCAUCCGAUCUCUGGAUCCUGAAACGCAUGAUUACCUCGUCGAUCAUUUCUUCCAAUACUAUAAUUCAGCGAUCCAGAUCAUCGACCGAGAGGCUUUCGAGGCUGACCGCCAGUCUCCGUAUCCCAAGUUCUACUCUCACUUCCUUCAUGUUACCAUUCUGGCGAUGGGUUACCGAUCAGCCGAUAUGGACCGAGAAGACAUGCGCAGGAUUACUUUGAGGCGAAGGGAGAGCACCCUCCACCGGGAGGCAAAAGCAAUGCUUGACAGUGAGCUGGAGCGGCCUGGAGGUAUCCCCAGUGUUCAAGCACUUUUGCUUCUUGGCGACCUAGAGUGUGGUGUUGGCAGGGACAACACCGGCUGGAUGUAUUCAGGAAUGGCAAAUCGCCUUGCCUUUGAUAUUGGCCUACAUCUCGACUGCACAAGCAAGAUGUCUGAGCAGGAUACCAAGAUUCGGAACAUGGCUAUGCAAGCCUGCGUUAUCUAUGACAGAUACUGGGGUCUCUUUCUUGGAAGGCCUUUGGCCAUCAAGAGCCAAGACGUUGAUCUCUUGUCCAACCGCUUUUCUCAACUUAUAUCCAUCGGCCUCGAUCCGCCUAAGCAAGACAUGACCUCGGAGAUCUACGAGCAACUGAUCGAGUUGAUGGAGCUAGCAGGACGGAUCGUCGAGAUAAGAGACCUGACAGGCUCGAGCCGAGGCUCAAGUGCAGGCGAGGCGGAGGAGAAUCGGUACCUGCAAGUCGUCAAUCUUGAUAGACAACUCCAAAACUGGUACCGAAGACUUCCGGAACGCCUUUCUUGGAAACCAAGCAACCUCAAAACAGCGCCUUACAGCUUCUUCCUCCUUCACCAGCAGUACCAUGUUACUAUGAUUCUCCUUCAUCAACCAUGGGCCAAGUACGGCUCCAUCACUGGGGAUGGCGCUAGCACGGGAUCGCAUUCAAGUCCAAAGAGUGACCACACGGCCAGCACUGACGAUUUUGGGCAUCAUCUGGGGUCUAUAGUUGCUGAUGCUUCCUUGGGUAUCGGUUGUACUCCGAGGCUCGGCAACGAGAGCCGUACCUCGUUGUCUCGCAGCAUCUGUACCCAGCAGGCAAUCCGUGUGGCUCGCAUCUUCUGGCAGCACCGCCAGAGGUUCGAUGGGCGCAAGAUCUUUGUGACAGGGAUGCAGCAUGCCGGAGCCGCAGCCAUUGCGUUGAUUGCAGCCCUCACCUACCAGCGGAAUGAGCCGGACCGCCGGACAUACGUAGGCUAUCUAGAGAUUCUAUCCGAUGCAGUUGGCGACAUGAGUUACGCAUACCAUCCGGCCAGCAGGAUGGACAAUCUUCUCAAAGCCGUGCUUGAUCAGAUCAGAAACAGCAUGGCCGAGUCAGCUCAAUCUCCCAAGGACAGUACAAGCUAUAAAAGCGCCAGCAGUGUUGCUGAUAGUGGCACAAGUGGCUUCUCUAUUCCGAGCGACUUGCCCUCCUCUACGAUUCCGUUGAGACGGGAAGCUGCAGACCCCGAGCUUGGCAAACCAGUCAAAAAGAGGCGACCAACAAAUAGUAGGGAAUCUUCAGAGUAUGCUCCCCCGCGGCCACCAUACUCCGCCGUUUCAACUCAGCCACCACCCAAGGCCGACAAGGUGCAGAGUUUCUCCUAUGGGCCCACUCAGCAGCACCAACCGCAGUUCGACUCACUACUAUUCUCCAUGGGCAUGAACGAUCCAUCUGGGCAGUUGGAUCUGGGCUUUGUCGGUGGCGCUGCAAUCGACAUGGGCCCCAAUGGUGAUGCCUCGGGUGGCUUGUUGGGAAGACCGGGAGCCAUGGAUCUUGGCAUCCCUUCCUCGAAUAGCUGGAACUUGAGCACGAUGCAACAUGCUCAAGGUUUGGUUUCCUACGAUACUCCAAUCGACUGGACUUCAGGAACAGCAGGGCUCAGUGCCAGUUCAGUGUUGAAUCAAAGCGCAGCCCUCUCAAGUGGCAUCAUGUCGGGGGCUCCCGCAUUUGGCUCAAUUAAAGAUGAGGGUAGAUCAGCCAGUGACAGGAAAGGCGUGGAUGCAAUGGGAAUGAAAAUGUCCACCAUAGAUACCAGUUGGAUGGGUGGUGGUGAUAUGAGUUCAGCAAGCCCUGCAGGGUUGGGCAAUUUGGUCCAGAAUGCAAACAAGACAUCACAAGGUGAUGAUGGAAGCCAAAGGAACCACUCUUUGGACUUUUUCAGCUUUUCAUAG